Messenger RNA from Plasmodium relictum, 885 nucleotides. Its product is annotated as phosphatidylinositol N-acetylglucosaminyltransferase, putative. The record is from RefSeq and is a predicted model, not a curated record. The transcript is spliced from 13 exons. Gene Ontology annotation, biological process: GPI anchor biosynthetic process. Gene Ontology annotation, cellular component: glycosylphosphatidylinositol-N-acetylglucosaminyltransferase (GPI-GnT) complex; membrane. NCBI's taxonomy places the organism in Eukaryota, Apicomplexa, Aconoidasida, Haemosporida, Plasmodiidae. The coding region runs from base 1 to 885 and encodes 294 amino acids.
AUGGAUCAUAUAAAAAAUGCAACACCUAAAAGUGAAAUUAAAAAAAAAAAAUGGAAAAAAAUAUUAUAUGAAGAUCUGGGCUAUGAAGAUAAUUAUGUACAUAGAAGUUUUCUGAGUUCUCUUUUAACAAAUUUUGAGAUAAAAUAUAAAUAUUCCUAUGUGUGCCAUAGAAUGUUAUGUGUAAAUCACCAAAUAAUACUUGUAUUGUUUCUUUUAAUAGCAUAUUAUUACAUAGAUAAAAAUAUAAUAACAUAUAAAUUUGUAAGCGCAAUCAGUAUUAUCACUAUAAUACUAAAAGAAAUAAUAAUUUAUGAAACCCAUAGGUCAUUAAAUAGUUCCUUAAAAAAUAUUUUAGAUACAAUAAUUACCAUUGGAAUUAUAUGGAUUCUAUCUCCUGUGUUAAUUACUUUAACUCAGACUCACAGUGAUGAUACAGUUUAUUUGGUGUCCAUAUUACUUCUCUUGAUUCACCUAAUGUUUCACAAUUAUGGUUUUAUUUUUGAGAAAAAUAAAAAUAUAGAUAUAUUUGAUGCAACAUCUUUAAGCUGUGUUGUUAUUGCAAGUGUUAUAUUGGGCUCUCGCCUAUCUUCAAUCCUACAAGUUUUUUCUUUUCUAUUUCUGUCUUCAAUUCUUUUUUUUUAUUCUCCUUUUAUAGUUCAAACUAUAGCCCUAAAGAACAUUAGUUAUUAUAAUUAUAUUUUAUUCCCAAUUUUGUUCCUAAUUUUAUCUUUGUCAAUAAUAAAUAUUUCUAUUACUUUUUUUUACAUAAACUUAGUUGGGCAUAUUUUUGUACUUUUAAUUGUCCCUGCUUUUUUUGUUGAAAAGCAUAGAUUAAAAACUAAAUUAGAAGGACCAUGGGAUAUAUGUAAUAUACCUUCAAGAUAG